AUGGAGGGAUCGUGUGUGCGAGUUAUGCUGCGGUUCCGUUCUUUGGGGUCCUCACGAGCGCUGCCCGCAAUGUUGACCCCACGGCGCACAAUGAUGGGUCUUUUUGAAGAGGAAGGUCCGUCAGGCUUGGGUGAAACAAAUGUUGCGGCGUUUGCUUACUCAAUGGACCAACUGGAAAGCCGCAGCUUGCGCCUCGAUAGAAAAGCAUACGGUAUCCCUUUUCACAUUGGUGAGGAAGAGGCGGUGGAUGCCGUUUAUCGCCACCAUGGAACGGCCGUUCACGUCCACAGUGUCGAACGGUACCUGAUGCCCUUUUGGCUUGGCAACACGGCGGCGAGUGGCAGUUUUCGCGCGGAUGUUCUCCAGAAGGACCCGGCAUUUUUGACGCAGCAGCACUGCCUUUUGUGGGUGGAGGGGCCGAGCUACGAGUUCCACUACCCCUUUGGCGAGCAUCACGUCUUCAAUCAGGUCUCCGCGUCUUAUCUUCACCCGCUCUCCACUGUGGAACAUUGUGUGUCAGGCACGCAUGUGCCCUCCAUGCUGAUAUCGCGCUUUGAGUUGCUCAAGGAGUUGGAGGCGAUGGAAAAACCGCCAAAGGUCAUUCCGUUUUCGAUGUCCACCGUGACGGCGCUUUCCAUUUUGGAUUACCGUCUGAGCCGCAGCAUGGUCCUUCGUCGUAUUGACGAGGAACUGGUGAAAUUUCACGGUUCCUUCGUGAGGAGUUGCGUCACCCUCACGAGUGUUUUCAAGGAGAGCGUGAGUAUUCGGCCAGUAUUUUUACCGAUGAUGAAGUUUACGGUUUCAACCGGGACAAACGCCACGCCUGUUCCAUCGUUCGUGUGCGGUGCGACAGGCAAAGUAGUUGGGCCCAUCUUGCACCUCAGUCAACGGGCAAAGAUGAGUGCCGUAACGCUCUCAGGAGCCACUGCGUUGCUCAUGUUGGCGCCUGUUGUGGGCCCCGGUAUUGCCACGGCAGCCGCAAUUGCCUCCGCGGUGGUAUCCGUGUACGUGCGACGCUACCUGCUCACACUACGUUUUCUGAGAGAUCAGGCGAGGCAAAUGGCUGAACUCAAGACAACCGGCAUGUUAUAUUUUUCUUCCGAUCAGAACGGCUAUCGCUGGACGCCCGAGGACGAGGAGCGUGCGGAGUACGAGUACCGCGAGGAGUUGCGGCAGCGAGCACGGAGAAAGGAGGCAUUUGAGCAGCGGGUGAAGGAAGAGGCUGCGCGUGAUGAGGCCCGAGGCAAGAGGCAAAUUGACCCGAAGAACAGACGACGGACAGACCUGGAGGACGUCGACCCGCUUGGGUACUACCAGCUGCUGGGUCUCACUGGAAGAGAACUGAGCGCAACGGCAAAAGAAAUUGCGAGGGCGUUCCGUGAGGCCGCGCGGCACCACCACCCCGAUGUCGCUCAUCGCAACGACGAAGAUGUCAAGAACAAAAUGCAAAGAAUCAUUCAUGCCUACAAAAUCCUCCGUGACCCCAAAACAAAGAAGGCGUAUGAUUCUGGUCAACUGAAAGCUGAAGAGGGGGAAUAA
This is a messenger RNA of Trypanosoma cruzi, 1539 nucleotides long. RefSeq lists its product as uncharacterized. The transcript has a single exon. Bases 1 to 1539 code for a protein of 512 amino acids. The record is from RefSeq and is a predicted model, not a curated record. Lineage: Eukaryota; Euglenozoa; Kinetoplastea; Trypanosomatida; Trypanosomatidae.